Zingiber officinale is the source of this 2200-nucleotide messenger RNA. Its product is annotated as monocopper oxidase-like protein SKU5. NCBI's taxonomy places the organism in Eukaryota, Viridiplantae, Streptophyta, Magnoliopsida, Zingiberales, Zingiberaceae. Gene Ontology annotation, molecular function: copper ion binding; oxidoreductase activity. The transcript has 9 exons. The record is from RefSeq and is a predicted model, not a curated record. Bases 236 to 2017 code for a protein of 593 amino acids.
GGCCCGACGCCGGCCGUCUUCCAUUAUCUGGUACCGGUUUCAGUCCUCACAUCACAACAACUCGCUGCCAUUCACAGUCCUCCCCCCAAUCGUCACCAAUGCAGAUUCGCUGAGUGAGUGAGAAAUUCGCAGCGUCGAGCUUGGUUUAGCUCAAUUAUUCACCUUCUGUUUUUCCACCAGUCGAAGGCAUUCUAGCUAGCAACAUCUCUAAGCUAUAUAGUGUGAGCAGAGAAGCAUGGCGUCGGCAUGGACGUUGCUGGCGGUGUGGGUGUCGGCAGUGGCCUCUCCCUGCUUCGCCGGAGAUCCCUACGCUUACUUCGACUGGGAUGUCUCCUUCAUCACUGCCGCUCCUCUCGGGGUCAAGCAGCAGGUGAUUGGGAUCAACGGUCAAUUCCCCGGCCCCAUUGUCAAUGUCUCCACGAAUUGGAAUGUAGUCGUUAAUAUUCUGAAUGAUCUGGAUGAGCCCCUGCUGAUUACAUGGAAUGGCAUCCAGCAUCGGAAGAAUUCAUGGCAAGAUGGAGUGCUGGGCACCAACUGCCCCAUUCCGUCUGGAUGGAAUUGGACGUAUGAGUUCCAGGUGAAGGACCAGAUCGGUAGCUACUUCUACUUCCCGUCCACUGGCUUCCAGAGAGCAGCCGGCGGCUACGGGGGAAUCACCGUCAACAACCGCGACGUGAUCGCGGUGCCAUUCGAUAAGCCAGACGGGGACAUCACCCUGUUCCUUGGAGAUUGGUACAACAGGGACUACAAGGAUCUCAGGAAGGCGCUGGAGAAUGGGAAGGAACUCGGAAUGCCGGACGGCGUGCUGAUGAACGGCAAGGGACCAUAUCGGUACAAUAGGACUCUCGUUCCUGCUGGGAUUGCCUACGAAACGAUUCAUGUUCAUCCAGGCAAAAGGUACCGUUUUCGAGUGCACAAUGUUGGCAUCUCGACCAGCUUAAAUUUCAGAAUCCAAAACCACAACUUGCAACUAGUGGAGACAGAGGGCUCAUACGCUUCUCAGCAAAACUAUACCAACUUAGAUGUACAUGUAGGGCAGUCCUACUCUUUCUUGGUCACAAUGGAUCAGAAUGCAAGCAGCGACUAUUACAUUGUGGCAAGUGCAAGAUUCGUGAACCAGUCGCAUUGGGCUAGAGUCACUGGUGUCGCCAUCCUCCACUACUCCAACUCCAAAGGCAAAGCGUCUGGUCCUCUACCUGAUCCCCCAAAUGAUGUAUAUGACAAGACUUACUCAAUGAAUCAAGCAAGGUCCAUCAGGUGGAAUCUGAGUGCUGGUGCUGCACGUCCAAAUCCUCAAGGAUCUUUCAGAUAUGGUUCGAUCAAUGUGUCUCAGGUUUAUGUGUUGCAGAAUAAACCACCUGUAGUCAUCAAUGGAAAACAUAGAACUACACUCAAUGGAAUCUCAUUUUCUCCCCCUGAGACACCAUUAAGGCUUGCCGAUGAGUAUAAGCUUAAGGGUAUUUACACACUUGAUUUUCCCACAAGGCCUCUCAAAGGAGCACCUAAAGUUGGAAGGUCUGUAAUCAAUGGAACUUUUCGAGGGUUCAUGGAGAUCAUAUUUCAGAACAAUCAUACUAAAGUUCAAACCUUUCACAUGGAUGGAUAUUCAUUCUUUGUUGUAGGGAUGGACUAUGGUGAGUGGACAGAGGAGAGUAGAGGGACAUACAACAAAGGGGAUGGAGUUGCCCGUUGCUCGACCCAGGUUUUCCCUGGAGCAUGGACUGCAAUCUUAGUUUCUCUAGACAACGUUGGAAUCUGGAAUCUGCGUGCUCAAAAUCUAGAUACCUGGUAUCUUGGCCAGGAAGUGUACAUCAGAGUGGUCAACCCAGAAGACACUAACAAAACCGAGUUACCCCGUCCAGACAAUGCUCUCUACUGUGGCCGCCUCCAAAAGUUUCAAAAUGAGCAGACUCCUCACCACCGAAUGACUUCAUAUGCUACAGUUUCUUGUCGGGCAUUCGAGUUAGUCAUGUUUAUGAUGAUGAUGCUCCUGGUUUCAGUUGCCACAUUGCCAUAAGAACUCAGAGGACAGCUUAUUUUGUAUGCAGUAUUGCUUUGGGUACCAGACUAUCGUUAGGGGUUCAUAGUGACUGUGUUAAUUUUUUGUUCCUGCUUUGUACCCAUUUGUUUCAGUUUGGGUUGUGGGAGAACAAACCAUUCUUUGUGUCUAAAUAUAUGUGUGGUUUGUUAGACAUUUUCA